AUGAAGCUCGAUAUCCCUGCGGCGGACCUCGCCUUUCUGGUGACAGUCCUGAAGGAAGUCAUAAAACAGCAUCUGAAAGGUGGCAAAGAGUACAAAGUCGCAUCCUUUUCGUUAUCGAACGACCAAGCCGAAAAGUACCAUGCCUUGAUCCCUCGCCUCGCCGACUUCUCCUUCGUUAAAGACCCCAAAGUUCCUGGCCGGAGCAACCUCCUUGUGUUGAUGCAGUCAGUGUCUACCUCCAAAGGCGAAAUAUACUUUAAUAAGCCACUUUUAGCCUCGGACCAGAACUUUAUGGUGCUCAUCUCGAACAAGAUAUUUUUACAAUACUUUGUCAUGCCCCCUAUGGUUGAAAACAUCAAAACGCAAGCCAAGCAGCAAGACAAAGUUGCCAACCAGAUCUCCAUCAAAUCGCUUCCCGAGCCUCACCUCUACCAGGUGUAUAACACCGAAGAUAUCAAACUCAAAAAAGAGCACGACCCUUGGGUUUCAUCAUUGACGGCCUCCGUCGAUACCAUGGAAAAAGCACUCUGUUUUUAUUUAGAUGCGCAGGCCGAUGUCACAUUCCUCGACUUCCGCGUAGACACAUGGGAUCAAAGCUGGCAGCAAUUCCAGGUUGAUGACAAGGAGAAGGUUACUCUGAACCAGAUCAAGGAGAAAAAGGGCAAAUCGACGAAAGCGGAAUGGUGGGAGUGGUUGAUCGCGUGUGUGUCCUGGAUCACGCUGGUCAUUGUCGGUGUUAUGUAUGCGGUCGUUGAGAGCAAGAAUGAGGACCUAGGUGGCACCUUCGUGAAGGCUGCACCGCUGGUAGUUCAGUGGCCCAACCAAAAGUAUGUCACCCUUAAGGGUAUGACUACACCUAACCAUGUUGUCCUCGAUCUGAAUGUUCAGUUCUGA
This is a messenger RNA of Aspergillus pseudotamarii, 894 nucleotides long. RefSeq lists its product as uncharacterized. The transcript has a single exon. Bases 1 to 894 code for a protein of 297 amino acids. The record is from RefSeq and is a predicted model, not a curated record. NCBI's taxonomy places the organism in Eukaryota, Fungi, Ascomycota, Eurotiomycetes, Eurotiales, Aspergillaceae.